This is a messenger RNA of Eurypyga helias (sunbittern), 3506 nucleotides long. Its product is annotated as protein fantom-like. Gene Ontology annotation, cellular component: photoreceptor connecting cilium. Lineage: Eukaryota; Metazoa; Chordata; Aves; Eurypygiformes; Eurypygidae. Gene Ontology annotation, biological process: retinal rod cell development; non-motile cilium assembly. The record is from RefSeq and is a predicted model, not a curated record. Gene Ontology annotation, molecular function: thromboxane A2 receptor binding.
AUGUCUGUUCCAGCUGAUGAAACUGUGGGGGACCUGCCGGUGAGAGAUGUAGGUCUAACUCCAGCCAGAAGUGGACGAUUAAAAGAAUCAUCCAGUACACAGAAUGUCAAAACUUGGCAAGCUGUAUCACAAAUCAGUCGAAAGGAACUGGAAGACAGAUUUUUUCGUUUACAUGAUGAUCACAUCCUACUCAAGCAGCAUGCAAAUAAGCAGGAGGAGAAAAUUAAAAGAAUGGCCACCAAGUUCAUACGGCUUGUUAAUGAUAAAAAAGGUUCUGAGCAGGUUGGUGGCGGCCCCAAGUGGCUGGGUCGGGCUGUGGAGCUGGAAGAAAUGAUUGAGCGUUUGCAAGAGAGAGUUCGUGAGCUUGAGAAACAAAACGAGAGCCUCCGCAGCAAACUUGUUGCAACUAAACAGCAGCUCAAGAUUCAAGGCUGUAGGUCUUGUUUGUACAGCUAUGUUCAGUCUCGUAUUAACACGGGUCUCAGAAAAGAGAUUAAGACUGCUGGCAUGCUGGAGCAUGCAACAAAAGGAAUGAGAUUUCAGGAUAUAGAAGUGGGAUCACCUAACCUUAUGCCCCCAAGAUGUGGACAGAGUCUGCUUGAAGAUCCAGAGGCUGAAAUAAAGAAUUUGGAGAGUGUGAUUGAGUCCCAGAGGGAACGCAUUGAGCAACUGGAACAUGCGAGAAAGAUACUUCUGGGUCAGCUAAGAAGGAAGGGAAAGGAAAUUGCAGAGUCUGUCUCACGGCUGAAAGAGCAAGAAACGACAAGCCAAAGGCUGAACAUUCGGGACAAUGUGGAAAUGAUCAAGAUGCAUAAACAGCUGGCUGAGAAAAACAAUGCCAUUUCAGCAGCGGAAAGAAGACUCUUCCAGCUUCAAGAGGUCCAAAGGAACCUGAAGACGAGCCAUGAUGCUUUAAUAGCAAACAUUGGUGAACUGAACCUACAGCUUAAAGAGGAGCAGUUAAAGUGCUUCCAUCUUGAAAAACAAAUGCAAUCGGUGACUAUUCCAAACCAAAGGACAGAGGAGUUACAGGAAAGAAUAAAUGAUCUAGAAAAAGAGAAGGAAAUCCUGAAGGAAAACUAUGAUAAGCUGUAUAACAGUGUCUCCAGUAUGACCGAUGAACAGCAAUGGAUAUUAAAGGAACAGCAACUGAAACUGCAAAUUGCUAAACUAGAGGAUGCUAUCGAAUCUGGUUUAGCAGACAAAAAUGAACUCCUUGAGAAGAUCAAAGUAGAAAGAGACCAAAAUGAAAAGCUGAUGCAAGAGAACAAAGACCUGCAGUUACGCUGCCUGGAAUAUAAGCAACAGCUAGAUGAAAUGAAAAAUCACAUGAAUGUUUUGACCAAGGAAAAUGAUACUGACGUGACAGAGCUCAGAGAAGACCCCUUGCUUAGAAAGGUUCAAAACGAGCAGAAGAAUGGGCACCUUCUGGUUUUGGAAAAAGUAGAUUAUGAUAUCCAUAAAGAUUUAGAAAAAUCCCUGCAAGAGCUGCAAUUAACACAUGCAGAAACAGUGCGAGAACUUGAGAAGACAAGGAAUAUGUUAAUUGUACAGCACCAAAUUAACAAAGAUUACCAGACCGAAGUAGAAGCAGUGACACGAAAGAUGGAAUGUCUGCAGAAAGACUAUGAGUUAAGACUGGAACAGUAUGUCCAUCUUCUUGAUAUUAGAGCUGCACGCAUCAGAAAACUAGAAGCCCAACUAAAUGAUAUUGUCUAUGGUACAAAACCGCAUAAACCCAGACCAGAAAUGUUGGCAGGCGAUCCAGUGGGUGAAUUUGAUGAAACUUUUCAUUUACGAAGAGGAGAGAACCUUUUUGAAAUUCAUAUCAGCAAAGUGAUCUUCUCUUCUAGUGUUCUGCAUGCUUUUGGUGACCAUGAACCUGCAAGUUUUUGUACUUUUGCAUUCUAUGACUUCGAACUUCAGAUAACCCCAAUAGUUUAUGGGCAUAGCCCCUCCUAUGACUUCACUUCUCAGUACGUUGUGCAGGCUAAUGACAACUUCUUGCAGUAUAUACAACAAAGCAGUAUGACGCUUGAGGUUCAUCAUGCCUGUGGCACAGAUUAUGAAACUGUUGCUGCAUGCCAACUGAAUUUCCAUGAAAUCUUGGAAAACAACAAGAUGAUCUACAGCACAGCAAAUUUAGUUGGACUCAAAGGAAACGUCCAAAACUAUGGUACCAUAGAAUACUGGAUCAGGUUACAAGUUCCUAUGGAGCAAGCUAUUCGUCUCUACAAAGAGAGGUCAAAGGCUCUGGGGUAUAUAGCAUCCAGUUUGAGGAAAUGUGAACAACCAUCCAAGCAGCAGAUACUCAGAACUGCCCAACUCAGCACUUCAGCAGAUGGCAAUUUAAAUGAACUCCACAUUACAAUAAAAUGUUGUAACAAUCUACAAUCCCGAAAAAAACAUCUUCAGCCAAAUCCUUAUGUUGUCUACAAGUUCUUUGACUUUGCAGACCAUGAUACUCCCAUCAUUCCUCGCAGCAACAACCCACAAAUAGAUGACCAUAGGUGUUUCCAAGUGGCAAUGAAUGCAGAUUUGGACAGAUAUCUAAAAUCAGCAUCCUUAACCUUUUAUGUAUUUGAUGAUGGUGAAACAGAAGAAAGUAUGAAAGCCAACGUGCCUCUGAUUUCUUUAGCACAUGACAGAUCUGUCUCAGGUACUUUUGAACUAACAGACCCUGAAGGUCAUGCUGCUGGUACCAUCACAGUUGGAUUAAAAUGGAAGCUUGCCUAUGUACCACCAAGUGGAUCAACAAUGGCUGCAGAUUUAACGAAUUACAUACAAAAUGAGAAAUCAAUUGCAAAUGAAUUAGUAGCAGAGGAAAAAACGCAGACUCCAGCCCUGUCUCCUCCUUUUGCUUCAUCGCUGACUAAACCCACACCCAAACCAAGGCAGCAUGUGGCUCAAGCAGACAAGAAAGACUCUGUUGUUGAAAAUAGCGUGGAACUUACACAGAAGAUGAAGGCUUCAACAGUUCCAAGUGUUUCAGAGCAUGUGGUACAAGAGGUUAAACAAGAAAGGCUAGCAGAUGAAAAGGUGAAGGAAAUGGCUGAAGAAAUUCAACAGGAAAAAGAAGACCCCUCACAUGUCUCAGAGGGGCAUUUGGCUGACCAGAGCUCUGAGACAGACAUAGGAGAAGAAUUGGAACCAGAAGAAAAUGAUGGCAUUGAAUCAAUAGUAACUGACAGUGAUGAGUGUAUUGUUUCAACUCCACUAUCCAAGACUGUUAAACAGGCCACUGAAAAAAUCCGGAUUGAAAUUCUAUCACUUUGUCUUACUGAGUCACGAAUUACACUGGAUGAAACAAUCCAGCAGCUGUUUGUAGAAUGCAGAUUAUACAAUGUCCUUGAAAAGGAGACCCCACUGUCACUUCGAAAACCAGCAAGUGGUCAGACGAUUCACUACAACUUUAACACUGUGAUACAUGUGGAUAAGGCAAAUAAUCGCGCAAGAAGAGAGUAUCUCAAGUCUAUGCUGCUAAAGCCAGAUCAAUGUUCUGACAG